GUCCGGCUGCUGUCCUGUGGGGCUCAGACACUGCCCGGAACCAGUACUUUUUGGGUGACGUCUCCCAUCAGCCCCUGAGCAGCCUGGCCAGUCGGUGAUGGGUUUUUGGGAAUCACAGCCUGGAAAGAAAUGUUUGUUCAAGCUGGACUCGGGUGGCAACCUUUGGGCACAUCCACAAACCCUUCCUUCCUCUUCUGAAAGCAGCAAACUUGGAAGCCCCCCCCUCGGGCCUCCUGGGGACGGGGCCUCGGGAAGCGGGGCUAAUUGCCCACCCCUGCCGUCUCCCCAGCUCGCCAUGGCCCACCUGCGGUGCGCCCUCCGACUUGCCUCGCCCUUCCAGGCCCCAUCCCCUGGGAGACGGCUCCAGUUCUUCAGCAGCGCGAUGGGUCCAACUGCAGAGAAGAAGGUCCCCUAUGAGAAGACGCUGAAGAGCCCGAGCCCCCCCGGGGGGCAGGGGGCCACCAAGUCGCUCCCGGCCUCUGCAGAGGUUGUGGUGGUCGGUGGCGGGAGCCUGGGCUGCCAGACCCUCUACCACCUGGCCAAGAUGGGGGUGGGCUCGGCCGUCCUGCUCGAGAGGGACCGCUUGACCUCUGGGACGACCUGGCACACCGCAGGGCUCCUGUGGCAGCUGCGGCCGAGCGAUGUGGAGGGGGAGCUGCUGGCCCACACCCGCCACGUUGUCAGCCAGGAGCUGGAGCAGGAGACGGGGCUCCACACGGGCUGGAUCCAGAACGGAGGGCUCUUCAUUGCCUCCAGCAAGCAGAGGCUGGACGAGUACAAGAGGCUCAUGUCGCUGGGCAAAGUCUACGGCAUCGAGUCGCACGUCCUGUCUCCUGCGGAAACGAAGGACCUCUACCCGCUGAUGAACGUGGAUGACCUGCACGGCACGCUCUUCGUCCCCAAAGACGGCACGGUGGACCCCGCCGGGACCUGCACCGCCCUUGCCCGGGCGGCCACGGCUCGAGGCGCGCUGGUGGUGGAGAAGUGCCCAGUGACUGGCAUUGAGGUCAGAACGGACGAUCUGGGAGUCAAAAGGGUGGCGGCGGUUGUGACGGAGAGCGGGACCAUCCAGACACCUUGUGUGGUGAACUGUGCAGGUGUGUGGGCCCCAUCCCUGGGGAAGAUGGCCGGGGUGCGCGUCCCCCUCGUGGCCAUGCACCAUGCCUACGUGGUGACCGAAAGGAUCGAGGGGAUUCAGAACAUGCCGAAUGUUCGGGAUCAUGAUGCAUCGGUGUAUCUGCGUCUCCAAGGCGAUGCCCUUUCUGUGGGUGGCUAUGAGUCAAAUCCCAUCUUCUGGGAGGAGGUGUCGGACAAAUUUGCCUUUGGCCUCUUUGAUCUGGACUGGGAUGUGUUCACACAACACAUUGAAGGCGCGAUCGGCCGAGUCCCCGUACUGGAGAGAACGGGGAUCAAAUCCACGGUCUGUGGCCCAGAAUCGUUCACUGCAGACCACAAGCCUCUCAUGGGAGAAGCGCCAGAAGUCCGGGGUUUUUUCUUGGGCUGUGGUUUCAACAGUGCGGGGAUGAUGCUCGGAGGGGGCUGUGGGAAGGAGCUGGCCCACUGGAUCAUCCACGGGCGUCCCGAGAAGGACAUGUACGGCUAUGACAUUCGGAGGUUCCACCGCGGCCUCACCGGGAACCACCGCUGGUUGCGAGAGCGGAGCCACGAGGCUUACGCCAAGAACUACGCCAUCGUCUUCCCCUACGAUGAGCCCAUGGCCGGGCGUAACCUGAGGAAGGACCCCUUGUAUGAGGAGCUGCUGCGACAGGGCUGUGUCUUUCAGGAGAGGCACGGCUGGGAGAGGCCAGGCUGGUUCAGUCCAACAGGUGAAGCACCGGUUCUGGAUUACGACUACUACGGCGCGUACGGCCACCAGCCCCACAAAGACCACGCCUACAGCCGGUUGCUCUCUGAGGAGUACACCUUCGAUUUCCCGCCUCACCACCACGUUAUCAGGAAGGAGUGCUUGGCCUGCCGAAACUCGGUCGCCCUCUUUGACAUGUCCUACUUUGGGAAAUUUUACCUGGUUGGCCCCGAGGCCAGGAGGGCCGCCGACUGGCUCUUCACAGCAGACGUUGGCAAGCCUCCGGGGGCAACCGUCUACACCUGCAUGCUCAACAAGCACGGGGGAGUGGAGAGUGACCUGACGGUGAGCCCCAUCGAGCCCAGCGCCCGGGACUCGGCCCUGGAGCCUGCCUUCGAAGGCGCCGGCUACUACCUGGCUGUUGGGGGGGCCGUGGCACAGCACAACUGGACCCACCUCACGACUGUCCUUCAGGACCAGCGGCUGCAGUGCCGGCUGAUUGACCGCUCAGAAGACCUUGGGAUGAUCAGUGUCCAAGGGCCGUCCAGCCGCGCCGUCCUGCAGGAAGUUCUGGACGCAGACCUCAGCAACGAGGCCUUCCCCUUCUCCACACACAGACUGGCCAAGGCGGCCGGCCGUCUGGUGCGGGCCAUGAGGCUCUCCUUUGUUGGGGAGAUGGGCUGGGAGCUACACGUGCCCAAGGAAGACUGUGUCGCCGUCUACCACGCGAUCAGGAAGGCCGGGGCCAAGUAUGGCAUGGUCAACGCCGGCUACAGGGCCAUCGACUCCCUCAGCAUCGAGAAAGGCUACAGGCACUGGCAUGCGGACCUUCGGCCGGACGACAGCCCCCUGGAGGCAGGCCUGGCCUUCACCUGCAAACUCAAGUCCAGCAUCCCUUUCCUGGGGCGGGAAGCCGUGGAGGCCCAGAAAGAUGCCGGAAUAUUCCGUCGCCUGGUCUGUUUCACCAUUGACGAGAAAGUCCCCCUCUUUGGGCUGGAGGCCAUUUGGAGAAACAACCGGAUCGUCGGGCACAUCCGUCGAGCGGACUUCGGGCAUGCCAUCAACAAGACCAUUGCCUACGGCUACAUCCGGGACCCAGAUGGAGGGCCAGUUUCUCUUGACUUUGUGAAAAGCGGCGAGUAUGUGCUAGAGCGGAUGGGGGUCCCCUACCCAGCCAAAGCCCACACGAAGUCCCCCUUUGAUCCGGAGAACAAGAGGGUGAAAGGGAUCUAUGGAGCCUGAUGGGAAAAGAGCCGCACCACUGGCCAGAAGGGAGAGAACGACUGUCGGAGGAAGAGGAGGAGGAGGAGAAGCCAUUUAUUUCUCCAGCACCUGAAGGAGGCGAGAGAAGCUGAAUCCGGCUGCAAUGGGGGGGGGAGUACCCUUCCCUUCCCUCUUGCUUCCAUCAUCAGAGGACAGCUGGGGGGCCUUUUUGGAAUCCCGCCCACAGAGCUCUCAUCGGCUCCCCCCCCAAAAGAGAUACGCGCCCCUCCUGUCGUCCCCAGAACCUCUCUGAAUGACGACUGCAACAGCAGCACCAACCCAGUUGAAGGCACUGGGGGGUGGAGGGGUUCCCUUUGCAAAUCAAGUGGUUAUGAUGUGAGUCCAUCGGCAAAGAAAUAAAACCAACGCACCCAACAGCA
Messenger RNA from Pogona vitticeps (central bearded dragon), 3447 nucleotides. Lineage: Eukaryota; Metazoa; Chordata; Lepidosauria; Squamata; Agamidae. The record is from RefSeq and is a predicted model, not a curated record.